Postia placenta MAD-698-R-SB12 is the source of this 723-nucleotide messenger RNA. RefSeq lists its product as hypothetical. Gene Ontology annotation, molecular function: protein C-terminal S-isoprenylcysteine carboxyl O-methyltransferase activity. Gene Ontology annotation, cellular component: membrane. The record is from RefSeq and is a predicted model, not a curated record. The transcript is spliced from 2 exons. Gene Ontology annotation, biological process: C-terminal protein methylation. Lineage: Eukaryota; Fungi; Basidiomycota; Agaricomycetes; Polyporales; Adustoporiaceae. The coding region runs from base 1 to 723 and encodes 240 amino acids.
AUGUCCGUCCUGAAGAUUCCUGCUCUUGCUAUCACUGCACUGGGCAUUUACAGUGCCUUCACGCCUCCUCAGCCAAAGCCGAAAGAGAGCGAUUCCCAGAAAAAUCUGGGUACACUGGAGAAAACCUUGUCCCCUAUUUUCCGAUUAUAUGCUGCAAGCUUCAAGGUCUUCCUCUGCUCGGCAAGCAUUAUUGAGGCUGCCGUGGUAUGUGCGAACAGAUAUUCCGCACAUGCUACAUCGCAGAAGAUCCUCGGGCUCUUGAUCUUUGGCCCAGCAUCUCUCGCGAGUAGAAUAGGAUACUCUACCUCUUUCAUAGUCGGCUGCGGAUUGGUGACGCUGGGCAGCUACAUUCGCUACCGCUGCUACCGCGCGCUCGGCAAACAAUUCACUCUUGAACUGAACGUCAGCGACAAUCACAAGCUCAUCACACAUGGCCCAUACGCAUACGUGCGCCAUCCAUCGUACACCAGCGCCCUGGCCGUUUUCAUCGGCUCAGGUUGCUGCUACGGAAGUCCUGGCUCUUGGUUCAGGGAAUGUCAGAUCGUUGAUACGACGUGGGGUGGUGUGCUUAUUGUUGCAUACGCGCUGUUUGUGUCGGUGGCGACGGUGGUGAUUACUUCCCGCCUGGUAGUGGAAGAUCAGUUGCUAAGGGAGAGAUUCAAAGAGCAAUGGGAUGCGUGGGCGCAGAAAGUACCGUACAGACUGGUUCCUUUCUUGUACUGA